UAAUGAACUCUCCCUGGUGUAAACUUCCGCCGGUAGUGAAACAUCGAAGACGCACGUGGGGUUAGGUUGAUAUUAAAUCUCCGACCCUCAAACACCAAUAUUUGGGGUUGCUACUGAUGAACCACUCAACAUGACAUCGACAAUGGAGAAGGAAGUAUCAACAUCCAUUAAACUGUUUAACCAGAUUACAGACGUAAGCCUAUCAGUCACACAGCAUGUACAGAAUCUUAUCCAAAAGGUGAAGAAUGGAGACAUUUCCACAUCAAAGGGAAUAAGUUUGUUAGAAGGGAAAUAUCAGAUGUUGCUCAGUUACCUCACCAAUCUUUCUCUCCUGAUGCUGAGGAAGUCUUCAGGGGAGUCAAUCCAGGAUGAUCCAGUCAUAAUGAGACUUGUAGAGAUUAGGACGGUGCUAGAGAAAAUACGUCCUAUAGACCAGAAGUUGAAGUAUCAGAUUGACAAACUGCUGAAGAUGGUGAGCACAGGAGCUGCAGGAACAGCAGACCCUUUAAGAUUCAGACCGAAUCCCGGAAACUUGAUUAGUAAGCUUGAUGAAGCAGACUCUGCCAGCGAUUCUGAUGAGGAGGCCGAAACGCGAUCCAGGAGAAAGUCUGAUCCACUCAAACUUUAUGUCCCUCCCAAGCUGGCUGCUGUUCAUUAUGAUGGAGAAGAAACCCAGACGGAGAGAGAGCAGCGGUUACUGGAGAGAGCCAAAAGGAAAGCUCUAAGCAGUAGUAUGAUACAGGACCUGAGACAAGAGUAUAGCGAGGGCCCACAGGAGAUCAGGGAGUCAAGAAAUUUGCAUAGACUUAAAGAUGACAAGAAGACAAAGGAGCGAACUGAAUAUGAAGAAGAUCACUUUGUUAGGCUGUCUGUCUCAAAGAAAGAAAGGAACGCCAUGAAGCAGAUGUCGACUCUGUCCGCCCUGGAUGGACUCACACACUUUGAUGAUAUAAGUGCCCUUGGAGGUGGGGGUGGUGACCUUGAAACGGGUGGUUCUUCAUCCAAGAAGAGGAAAUUGUCUGGUAAAAAGGGAAAGAAGAGCUUGAAAGGCAAACACAGGUCCGUGAAGAAAAGAAGACGUAAUUAAGGCUUGAUUUUAUGCUGUUCACAUUGUUAAGGUUGACUGUGGUUGCACAAGGUACAAUGCAAGACAACUAGUGU
This is a messenger RNA of Liolophura sinensis, 1161 nucleotides long. RefSeq names its product neuroguidin-A-like. The coding region runs from base 131 to 1087 and encodes 318 amino acids. The transcript has 12 exons. The record is from RefSeq and is a predicted model, not a curated record. Lineage: Eukaryota; Metazoa; Mollusca; Polyplacophora; Chitonida; Chitonidae. Gene Ontology annotation, biological process: maturation of SSU-rRNA from tricistronic rRNA transcript (SSU-rRNA, 5.8S rRNA, LSU-rRNA). Gene Ontology annotation, cellular component: small-subunit processome; nucleolus.